This is a messenger RNA of Trichoderma aggressivum f. europaeum, 747 nucleotides long. Its product is annotated as CAZyme family CE5. Bases 1 to 747 code for a protein of 248 amino acids. The transcript has 2 exons. The record is from RefSeq and is a predicted model, not a curated record. Gene Ontology annotation, cellular component: extracellular region. Gene Ontology annotation, biological process: carbohydrate catabolic process. Lineage: Eukaryota; Fungi; Ascomycota; Sordariomycetes; Hypocreales; Hypocreaceae. Gene Ontology annotation, molecular function: cutinase activity.
AUGCGGUCCCUUGCCAUUUUCACAGCUUUCUUGGCAGGCCAUGCCUUUGCAUACCCGAAGCCCGUCAUCCAGUCCUCUACUCGGCGAGACUGGCCUUCCAUCAACGAGUUUCUCACCGAGCUGGCGAAUAUUAUGCCCAUUGGUGAUACCGUCUCAGCUGCCUGCGAUCUUAUCGGAGAUGCUGAAGAUGUUGCUGCCGACCUCUUCGACAUCUCCAACACAGAGAAUGAUGCCUGUGGCGAUGUGACUGUCUUGUUCGCUCGCGGUACUUGUGAUCCUGGAAAUGUCGGAGUCCUCGUUGGGCCCUGGUUCUUUAACUCGCUCGAAUCCGCACUCGGAAACAAAAGAGUCGGCGUCAAAGGAGUUCCGUAUCCUGCAAGCGUCCAGGGCUUUUUGUCGGGAUCAGUGCAACCCGGAAUUGAUAUGGCCAACCAGAUCAAAUCCGUCCUCAGCAGCUGCCCCAACACCAAGCUCGUGCUCGGUGGCUACUCUCAAGGUAGCAUGGUCGUACACAACGCAGCAAGCAACCUAGAUGCUGCGACAAUGUCCAAAGUCAGCGCCGUGGUACUCUUCGGUGACCCAUACAACGGCAGACCUGUUGCCAAUUACGACGCUUCCAAGGUCCUUGUUGUGUGCCACGACGGAGACAACAUUUGCCAGGGCGGAGAUUUCAUCCUGCUGCCUCAUUUGACGUAUGCCGAAGACGCAGAUACAGCAGCUGCUUUUGUCAAGCCACUUGUUUCCUAA